Messenger RNA from Pistacia vera, 1065 nucleotides. Its product is annotated as EID1-like F-box protein 3. The coding region runs from base 44 to 892 and encodes 282 amino acids. The transcript has a single exon. The record is from RefSeq and is a predicted model, not a curated record. Lineage: Eukaryota; Viridiplantae; Streptophyta; Magnoliopsida; Sapindales; Anacardiaceae.
CAUAUAAGCGCGUGAAGAUCUCUAAUUAGUCCAUCACUAUCUCAUGCAUUGUGUGCCAAUGAGUGAGAACAAGAGACUCAAACCAAACACGCCGACUCCUGACUCGGGCGAGUCGCCUUUGCUCAACGAGAGCAUACUUUUUCUCAUCUUCGAGUCAGUAAAAUGGGACAUUCACAUCCUUUGCUUGACUGCCUCCCUUAACCAGAAGCUGCGGGCGAUCGCAGAGCGGCUUCUUUGGCGGAAGCUCUGUGCGUAUCGCGCGCCGCGCAUGGUAAAAGCAUUGGCUAACGGAGCCCCUAACAGCCGUAUUAACGGUGGAUGGAACGCGCUUGCUAAGCUAAUGUUUUUCUGUUGCGGUUGUGAGUCAACUCGUAAUUUCCAGCUGAGUCAACGUCUGGCGGGUCAUUUCGUUAAAUCGUCUCGGUUUUCAAAAACUUCGGGUAGGAGCUUUUUAACGAAGAAAUGUCGGGGUGAUUUGUUGUAUGUAAGUGACCCGUGUGAGCAUCCACUAGGGGAUAAAGAUGACGACGUGGGAAUUUUCCGAGGGGUAUUUCGGGGAUUUACGAGAUCCAAGACUAGAGCGUCCUUGAUCCAACGCCAGGUGGGGUUGGAGGAGAGCGUGAGAUGUCCUUACUGUGGGGCCCGCGUUUGGAGCAUGACAAUGGCUCGGCUGGUUCCUAAGAGCGCGACUCGGCGGCUGGGCACGCAUGACGGUGGGUUGGAGUAUUUUGUUUGUUUGAAUGGGCACUUACACGGGACUUGUUGGCUGGUGCCGUUGUCGUCUGAUGAAGAGGGCAAUGACGGUAGUGAAGAUUCUGAUGACGGUCUUGAUGAUGAUGACGACCGGACAGUUAAAGACGGAAGUACGAGCUCGAUGGGAGAGGAGGUGUAGAAUUCCUUUGAUGUAUCCAAGCCAUUGGAUUGAUGACCCCACGUUUUGUACCUCUCACUGAUGAUGUGGAGGAUAGUAUACACAAUUUUGUGCUGAUGUGGAUUUUCUUUUCUCAUUAUUGUACUGGAUAUUGUAGUGCAGUAGAUUUUUCUUAACUUGCGUUCUUUUCGUAA